Messenger RNA from Drosophila melanogaster (fruit fly), 525 nucleotides. RefSeq lists its product as uncharacterized. The coding region runs from base 1 to 525 and encodes 174 amino acids. The record is from RefSeq and is marked reviewed. NCBI's taxonomy places the organism in Eukaryota, Metazoa, Arthropoda, Insecta, Diptera, Drosophilidae. The transcript is spliced from 3 exons.
AUGAAUCGUAGGCGGGCCGCUUUUGUUGUUUCGGUAAUACUUGGCUUUCUGGUCUGCGGUGAGGCACCCCUUGCUAAAAUGACGAAUGCUGUGUGCAAGUCGUACAACAAAUCGUGGGUGGUUGUUCACUACUGUCGCCUGAAGGCCUAUUCCCGAACCAAGACCAGCCUGAACAUAAAUGCCACAUUCAUAGAACCAGCGAAAAACAUAUACCUUCACAUGAAGAUGAUGAAGAAGGCCAAUGGGUAUAAGCCCUUUUUGUUCGACUACACCUUCGACGCCUGUGAGUUUAUGCGAAGGCGCAACCAGCCGUUCGCUAAAAUCGUUUGGAACAUGAUCAAGAACGUAUCCACGGUCAACCACACCUGUCCCUAUGAGGGCUUGCAGAUGCUAAGCGACUUCCAUCACAUUGAUGUUCCCGUUCCACUUCCGUCUGGAGACUACUUACUUCUACUUGAUUGGAUCUUCGACUUCAAGCCACAGUUCGCUACGAAUGUAUAUUUCACCUUUGUGGAGGGAAUGUGA